GACGCCGACGCUCUGCUUCAAGUAAACAAACAUAUUUCUACGAGUUACCAUUUAAAAGAAUGGAGAGCUGCCCAAAUCAGACAGGACCCGUUUCUGUUACUGAAUCUCCUCCGAGAUCGCUACACCAUUCCCAACGACAAAAACGAGUCGUUAAGAAUCCGCUGGAUACUUUGCAAGACUACGAGCUCAGGAAAUUGUUAAAAUCUAAAAGAAUGGAGAUCUGUUCCAUUGAGGACCCCUUUCUGUUACUGGGCCUCCUCCGAGAUCGCUACAUCAUUCCUGAGGACAAAUACCAGGCUAUGAUCGCACUGGAGGACAGAAGUGAGUGGUCCAAAGCCAUCUACAAACUGCUGGAAUGGAUGGAUGUCACAAACAGUCCAACGAUCCGGGUUUUUUGGAACGUCCUGUUUGAGGAUUGUAUCCUGAGUCAGUACCCCCAACUCCAGCAUCUCUACGACAGCCUCUCCAGAUGUGACGAUAGCAAAACCAAACCAUUGGGGUUACACACAAGAGUACCCCCCACAGUGACAGCACAGCACAGUGUGAGGAAGCAUUGUGAAGCACAGAGAGAGAACGUCGGAGAUUUCAGAUUUUCUGAACAGAGCGACUCGGAGGGAGCCGGUACAAGCAGCUUGAAACGAGAUGCGGAGACGCACGCGGAGGGUUCACCCGCUAAACGAGUCCGGCAAGACAACAAAUCUCUCAAGAAAACCUGCCCUCUUCCGACUGUAAAAAGUCCAGACUUCGCGGCGGUAGAACAGGAAUUAUCCAGAAUGAAACAGGACCUGGACACAGUGAAGGGAGAACUGACCACAGUGAAGACAGAACGGGACACAGUGAAGGGAGAACUGACCACAGUGAAGACAGAACGGGACACAGUGAAGGGAGAACUGACCACAGUGAUGAGAGAACGGGACACAUUGACGAGAGAACUGACCACAGUGAAGAGAGAACGGGACACAGUGAAGGGAGAACUGACCACAGUGAAGGGAGAACUGACCACAGUGAAGGAAGAACGGGACACAGUGACGAGAGAACUGACCACAGUGAAGGGAGAACUGACCACAGUGAUAAGAGAACGGGACACAGUGAAGGGAGAACUGACCACAGUGAAGAGAGAACGGGACACAGUGACGAGAGAACUGUCCACAGUGAAGGAAGAAGGGGACACAGUGAAGGGAGAACUGACCACAGUGAUAAGAGAACGGGACACAGUGAAGGGAGAACUGACCACAGUGAAGGAAGAACGGGACACAGUGACGAGAGAACUGACCACAGUGAAGGGAGAACUGACCACAGUGAUAAGAGAACGGGACACAGUGAAGGGAGAACUGACCACAGUGAAGAGAGAACGGGACACAGUGAAGGGAGAACUGACCACAGUGAAGGGAGAACUGACCACAGUGAAGGUAGAACUGACCACAGUGAAGGGAGAACUGACCACAGUGACGAGAGAACUGACCACAGUGACGAGAGAACUGACCACAGUGAAGAGAGAACUGACCACAGUGAAGAGAGCACGGGACACAGUGAAGAGAGAACUGACCACAGUGAAGAGAGAACUGACCACAGUGAAGGGAGAACUGACCACAGUGAAGAGAGAACUGACCACAGUGAAGAGAGCACGGGACACAGUGAAGGGAGAACGGGACACAGUGAAGAGAGCACGGGACACAGUGAAGAGAGCACGGGACACAGUGAAGGGAGAACGGGACACAGUGAAGGACGUGCCUUUGAAUAAAAUAUCUGCAGAGAGGGAAAGACAUAUUUACUCUGCCAACAUCGGCAGAUGCGACCAAUACGCGCUGCAGAUAUUUAAAUCCUUAGUGAAUCGGGAGAUCCUGCGCCAGUGGGCGUUUCAUGUCAAUUACAACGGAACGGGAGCGAAGAUGGCCGUGCCUCAAAACGUAAUUAAAGCCAUGACCGCGCAGGUCCGGAAAAGGUUCCCCGGAAUCGGACUGGCGGAGGAACAAGCUAUCCGUGACCAGAUUAAUGGAUUUCUGCGGAGACCCAACACGGCGCUGCAGCGUUAAAAAAUAAUUCCUGUGCGUGCGUCAGCUGUAAAGCACAGAGUGAAAACAAUCUGCAGACGGGAUUAAGAGUCUGAAUACCAAUUUAGUGACGUUUUAAUGAUUUUUAAUUUUCUUAUAAUUGUAUCGAUGUGUGUGUGUGCGUGCGUGUGUGUGCGUGCGUGCGGGUGUGUGUGUGUGUGUGUGCGUGCGUGUGUGUGUGUGUGUGUGUGUGUGCGUGUGUGUCAGUGGGUGUGCGUGUGUGUGUGUGCGUGUGUGUCAGUGGGUGUGCGUGUGCGUGUGUGUGUGCGUGUGUGUGUGUUUGCGUGUGUCAGUGUGUGUGUGUGCGUGUGUGUGCGUGUGUGUGUCAGUGGGUGUGCGUGUGCGUGCGUGCGUGUGCGUGUGUUUUGUUUCCACUGUUAAAGUGACGCUGUGACGCGCCAGUUUUGAUACAGGAAUGUCUCGCGGGACGGGGUGGAGAAUGAUAGUUUAAUUUCAGAUUUUAUUUUUAUUAUUAUUAUUUAAGGUUUUGCGCACACCGGACGUGACGCCAGCUGCCUCGCAUCUCAGUGUGCGCUGCUUUAAAAUAAUAAUAAUAAUAAUAAUAAUAAUAAUAAUAAUAAUAAUAAUAAUAAUAAUAUCACACUGUUAAUAAGAACAUAAGAAAGUUUCCAAACGAGAGGAGGCCAUUCAGCCCAUCUUGCUCGUUUGGUUGUUAGUAGCUUAUUGAUCCCAGAAUCUCAUCAAGCAGCUUCUUGAAGGAUCCCAGGGUGUCAGCUUCAACAACAUUACUGGGGAGUUGUGAUCGCUGGGGGGGGUAGAUUUAUACACGCAUAUAAUCAUACAAGUUAUAUAUUUCACAAUACAUGAUUGUAUUUAUAGAAAAAUGCAUGUGUGUAUUUUUAAACAUGUAAUAAAAAUAUGAA
Acipenser ruthenus (sterlet) is the source of this 2935-nucleotide messenger RNA. Its product is annotated as centromere-associated protein E-like. NCBI's taxonomy places the organism in Eukaryota, Metazoa, Chordata, Actinopteri, Acipenseriformes, Acipenseridae. Bases 60 to 2033 code for a protein of 657 amino acids. Gene Ontology annotation, cellular component: cytoskeleton; nucleus. The transcript has 6 exons. The record is from RefSeq and is a predicted model, not a curated record.